This is a messenger RNA of Scomber japonicus (chub mackerel), 2270 nucleotides long. Its product is annotated as progestin and adipoQ receptor family member 3-like. The record is from RefSeq and is a predicted model, not a curated record. Gene Ontology annotation, cellular component: membrane. NCBI's taxonomy places the organism in Eukaryota, Metazoa, Chordata, Actinopteri, Scombriformes, Scombridae. The coding region runs from base 196 to 1143 and encodes 315 amino acids. Gene Ontology annotation, molecular function: signaling receptor activity. The transcript is spliced from 7 exons.
CAUCAAAGAGAGGACAGGUUUGGCUAGGCGAAUGUUAUCCAUUAUUAUUUAGCUUUAUUGAACUAAAAUGUGAUUAUUUUAAGGCAGUGCUAGCUUGAUAGCCAUCGGGACAUGGCUCUAUUGCCCGAACAAGGACAUCGACGGUGAUGUCUUGACCUCCGUUACUUGCCUUGUACCAGAGGAGCCCAGGACAAGAUGCUGCUGAAGAUGCCCCAGAAGCUGCUGAAGACUGCCCACUACAUAGAGCUGGGCAGUUACCAGCACUGGCCGGUGCUGAUACCCCAGAGGAUAAGACUGUACACCUACGACCAAAUCCCCCUGUUCCUCAAAGAAAACCCCUACAUUACAGACGGCUACAGGGCUCAUCUGCCCUCCAAACUCUGCCUGAAGAGUAUUUUUAUGCUAUCUAAUGAGACGGUGAAUAUCUGGAGCCACCUGCUGGGCUUCCUCCUCUUCUUCUCUCUGGGGGUCAACGACCUCUCCACAGUACUGCCAGCCUCAGGAGCUAACAGAGAGGACUACGUCAUCUAUGCUAUUGGACUGUUCUGCUUCCAGGUGUGCAUGUUGUGUUCAGUGGGGUAUCACCUGUUCGCGUGCCACCGGUCAGAGAAGACGUGUCGUCGCUGGCUUGCAUUGGACUAUGCAGGCAUCUCAGUCGGCAUCUUGGGCUGUUAUGUGCCUGGAAUCUUCUACGCUUUCUACUGCAAUGCUUUUUGGCGGCAGGUCUACCUGCUGACUGUGCUGUCGCUGAUCUUGGCAGUCUUCUGCGCCCAGAUCCACCCUCGUUACCUCAGCAACGACUGGCGGCGGCUGCGGAUGGCGAUCUUCUGCUGCGUGGCGGGCAUCAGCGUGAUCCCAGCGUGCCACUGGGUCUGGCUCAAUGGAGGAUACACCACUGAUGUAGUUAAGCUGUUCCUGCCCCGUGUGAUGGUGAUGUACUUGAUAGCUGGAUGUGCUUUCCUGUUCUAUGUCACCAAGAUCCCUGAGCGCUGUUUCCCUGGCCAGAUGAACUACCUGGGCGCCAGCCACCAAUUGUGGCACAUACUGGUGGUCGUGAUGUUUUACUGGUGGCACCAGACCGCUGUACACAUCAUGCGCUUCAGGCACAGCCAGUCCUGCCCAGUCUGGUCCAGCAGCAAGUGAAAACGGAUCACAUCAUUUAAAAGGCAAUCGGUUAUAGACUAGUAUUCAACUAAACUCACCAUAAUAACACUGAAAACCUUCUCUCCAGUUAGCUGCUGGUUAGAAGCAGCUACCUGAUGGUUGGUCAACCACUAAAUAACAAAGGCUCCCGACUAUUAGCUGAUUAGCUGCUUGUGCCUGGGCCAGCUGUAAAAGGCCAGUAUCUUUUCUUAAAAGUCUACUUUAUUCAACAGUAGAUAGCAGCUAACGGUGACCAGGAGCUACUGUGAAUUUAAAUUCUCUGAACAAAAGGGCAGUAAACCAGAGCCUGUAUUAUAUAUUGUACUUUCCUACAGUAUACUGUACUGUAUAGUUCAUACUUUGACUGCUGGCUAGUAGUCAAAAGAUCUACCAUGUGAUAAGAUCAGUCUUCAGGGACUGUGAUCUGAUGUCAAAACAUAAGGUAUGUAGCCUUUCAUAUUUCACCACAACCAUUAAAUCAAUGCAUGAAACAGGAUUUUUAAUUUACUUGUAGGAACAGACUAGUCUUUGGUGUUUUUAAAUGAUAAUCACUUCAUGUUAUGGCUGGUUCAGAGAGUGAUCUUUGUUUGUUUUUGUACAGAGGUUUUGAAGAAAAUAUCCAUGAUUCUUUUUAAUCAAACAUAUUAGCCACUGUGAUCAACGCCUUUUUUAACCUUUAGUUUAGAUUCAACUGUCGGUUUUCUACAAGACAAGAAAAAAUAUCUUGAUCCAUGUCAGAAAGCACAGAAAAAAGAAUGGAAAUUCAACAUUUGGAUGCUGUGAAUUGCUAGUCUCGGAAAAAUGAAAUGUGCCGCUGCCUCAGAUAUUCAAAUAUUUUGAACAAAAAAAAAAGGUAAAAUUGAUCAAUGAGCAAUCUGAAAUAUUAAAUGAGGUGGGGAACUGAACAAGGAAACAAUGUGGGAACUAUAUUUAAUCUCAGCGCAUUGGUUUCUUAGAAUUAUUUGAUAUGUCUUGUGUGUCAUUUUUUGUCUUUGGAACAAAAUACUUGGACAACUCUUUGCAAUGGACUAAGCCAGUAUGUUAAAGCUGCACUGGGCCGCGAUCACAGAGCAACGAUCAAAAUGUUGUACAAUCACUGUCAUAUUUCAUCAUUUGUCCCAUAUCUG